AUGAAAUAUUCCGAGUAUACGAAGCAUACGCUGUUAAAACAUGUUCCGUUCCAUAGGAGGGUACCGAAUACUACUUUUAUCGUGGAUUAUUAUAAGUUAUUGGUUUCAGACACAAGUCAUACGUUUCUUACUCAUUUUCAUGCAGAUCAUUAUUAUGGACUUAGAAAAUCUUUCAACAAGAACAUAUUUUGUUCUGUUACUACCGCUAACUUGGUCAAGCUGAACAUAAAAGUUGACGUGAAGUAUAUCAAAGAAAUGGCAAUGAAUAGAGUUUACCGAGUUGAUGAUGUUGAUGUGAUGUGUUUUGAGGCUAAUCACUGUCCCGGAGCGGUUGGUUUUAUUUUUUGCGUACAAAAUUUUUAUUAUCUGCACACCGGUGAUUUUAGAUUUAAUAUUGAUGUACACGGCAAUCUGCACAACCUAAUUAGUGUUAUGAGACCCAAUGAUGAUGCUAAAUGCUUUGACACGGUCUUCUACGACAACACAUACGAAAAUUACAUGCAUUUCGAUUCCCAGGAAGAAGUGAUUUGCAGCGUUAUAAGAGACAUUUUAGCACAAGCCACAUCUAAGAGUGUCUUGGCACCAGUACAGACAAAAUAUGUCUUUCCGUCGUAUUCAAUAGGGAAGGAGAAGUUGUUUCUGUGUGUGGCCUAUUAUUUCAACUGGGAGGUAAACGUGAACACAAAGAAGAAUGCAAAUAUGCAGUGUUACAGCGCAUAUACCAGAGAGCAGAUCAAUAAGUCUGUCAUGGACUGCUGCAAAAGAAUCAGAGAGAGGCUAGGGCAUUCGUCUAGAAUUUUUCCGGUGUUUACGAAGGCAUAUGUGCAGACAAUCAAAGAUCCAGAAACGGAGCCACUUCUGUGCGUUAAAACGAAUAUAAAUGAUGCUAUCAUGGAGGUGAUACCAUUUAAUUACGUAAAUCGUGUAAAACUUGGCAUCUUAUACAGCAAAACAAGGUUUAAAAAAGUAGUCGUUAUCUGUGGAACAGGAUGGAAAAAAGCAAAGAAAAGUUUCAAUUUGACCAGACAGAAUGGAACUGUAGUUAAGAAUGGAUUAGAAGUUCGUUACUAUCCUUAUUCGGAACAUAGCUCAAAUGCUGAGUUGCAAAAAUUCUGCGAAUCCGUAAGUUAUAAGACAAUUACGCCCACCGUGAAACGGUAAUUUGAGACGACAACAUCAAAUCGAAACUUCUUCGAAGAACUUUCAAAAUAUCUGAGAUCACCUAUUGACUAAUAAUUGUACAUGAUGAACGGCUAAACAUUGUCGUAUUUGUGUUUUUCUUCACGUGGCAAACUCUUAUGAUUUUGUACUUAACGCGUCAAGUUCUUAAUAAAAUAGAUGACCGAC
Messenger RNA from Vavraia culicis subsp. floridensis, 1347 nucleotides. RefSeq lists its product as uncharacterized. The transcript has a single exon. Gene Ontology annotation, molecular function: 5'-3' DNA exonuclease activity; damaged DNA binding. Bases 1 to 1161 code for a protein of 386 amino acids. The record is from RefSeq and is a predicted model, not a curated record. Gene Ontology annotation, biological process: interstrand cross-link repair; double-strand break repair via nonhomologous end joining; protection from non-homologous end joining at telomere. Lineage: Eukaryota; Fungi; Microsporidia; Pleistophoridae.